Messenger RNA from Branchiostoma floridae (Florida lancelet), 1111 nucleotides. RefSeq names its product vitrin-like. The record is from RefSeq and is a predicted model, not a curated record. The transcript has 10 exons. The coding region runs from base 17 to 1111 and encodes 364 amino acids. Lineage: Eukaryota; Metazoa; Chordata; Leptocardii; Amphioxiformes; Branchiostomatidae.
UCUUUCUUUGCACAACAUGGAGAAACUCUACGUAAAAUUCUUCUCUCUGGUGUUGUCGGGUCUCUUCUUUUCUGGAGUGACUGGUCCCAAUGGAACUACUACUGGAGCGACAACCGCACAGCAAACAACUAUCUCGACCAUCACACCAAGUGCAAUGCAAGAUUCUACUUGGACAACAACCACAUUAACGACUGCACUACAAACAACUGAACCGACCACAUUGGCCGCUCAGCAAGAUUCUACUUGGACAACAACCACAUUAACGACUGCACUACAAACAACGGAACCGACCACAUUGGCCGCUCAGCAAGGUUCGUCAUCAUGUGAGGCACCUCUGGACCUGUUCUUCCUCCUUGAUGGCUCUGGCAGUGUAAACGCUGCAAACUUCGCUAAGGUGAAGCAGUUUGCGGUUAAUGUUGUCAACACCUUCGACAUCAGCCCGACUGCCACCAGGGUCGGUGUUGUACAGUAUUCUGACAGGAACUCCCUGGUGUUUAACCUGGGUAACAAAGUGAACAAACCGUCUACCGUCAGCGCCAUUAACGGCAUCUCCUACCAGUCAGGCGGCACGAAUACCGGGGCUGCUCUAAAGUACGUCCGUCAGUACGCAGCAUGGAGGGAAGGAAAUGUUCCGAAAGUAAUAAUCGUGUUGACGGACGGGAAAUCAAGUGACUCCGUGUCGGGACCCUCUCGGGAUCUGGUCGCCGCUGGUGUUGAGGUGUACGCCAUCGGUGUUGGCAAAUUCGAUCAUGGACAACUCCUACAGAUUGCCAACAACAAACAGAACAACGUGAUUGAGCUGAACAAUUUCAACGCCCUCGCCACAAAGAUUGACAUGAUUUCCACAAAUGUCUGCUCAUAUGCGUUACACGUACCAACACCUGCAAAUGAACUGUCAGCUUCCACCACCUGCACCAACGACUUCAUGGAGCUGUCGAUUCCUGAGGAUCAACUGACUGACAUCAACCUGGGGAACCUUCACUGGGAGCCUGACCAGAACUGUGGUGCUUCAACUAACGGCACACACUACAUUUUCCGUACAGACCUGUACCGCUGUGGCACUCAGGUAGUGUGUACUAAUAAGUGCAGUGUAAACCGCACUAUGGCGUAA